Molecule: messenger RNA, 1978 nt
Organism: Micropterus dolomieu (smallmouth bass)
Lineage: Eukaryota; Metazoa; Chordata; Actinopteri; Centrarchiformes; Centrarchidae
Gene: pycr3
Product: pyrroline-5-carboxylate reductase 3
Exons: 7
Coding region: 435-1277 (280 amino acids)
Biological process (GO): L-proline biosynthetic process
Molecular function (GO): pyrroline-5-carboxylate reductase activity
Source: RefSeq, a predicted model, not a curated record
CAGCAUCGCCUGACGUUUAUUCCACUCCGUGUUAUUUUAUGGUUGUCCAGUCAACAAGAAACACGUGCAUUAUAUUUCUAAUCUAAUCUGUCCUGGAUUAUAUUGUAGCUCUCUCUAGCUAGAUGCAACAGCAGGGCUUGGUUUCUGCUAUCGUGGGUUUUUACAGACAGGAUUUUAACAUUUUAUGGUUUAAGCUAUCAACAGCACCGCUCUGUCCCUGCCGCACCAGACAUGCUAGCACCUAAUUAGCAACCUAGCCGUGUGGACAUUGUGCCGUUGGGCUAACGCUGACUAGCCGCCGAGCUAACGAGGCUACGUUGCCACAACAAUGGACGACUCUGGUAUCAAGAAGCAGAACUGGGACGUGAAGGAAACUGAGUUAUUUCUGGAAAUCCUCAAGGAGCUGGACAUGAAGAAAUGCUUAGACGAUCAAAAUGGACCCUGAGAUGGACUCACAGCUGAAGAUUGGUUUCAUUGGUGCAGGGAACAUGGCAUUUGGCAUCGUAAAGGGCAUGUUGUCUGGAAAUGUUCUUCCUCUAAACGUCAAAGUGAGCGCACCAUCCUCCAGGAACCUGGGACGCUUUCAGGAGCUCGGUAUUCCCGUCUCUCACUCCAACACAGAGGUAGUCUGUGGGUCAGAUGUGGUUUUUGUAGCCGUCAAACCACACCUGGUUCCACUGGUUCUCAAUGAGGUCUCACAACACAUCACUGAACGACACAUUAUUGUGUCUGUUGCAGCUGGAGUAACACUGGCGACACUGGAAGAGCUUCUGCCAGAGAAUUCAGUUGCCAUCAGGCUGAUGCCGAAUCUCCCAUGUUUGGUUCAGGAAGGGGCUCUCCUGUUUGCACGGGGAUCCCAUGCCAAACAGGAGGACGGAGCUCUGCUUCGCUCCUUGUUGCACCGCUGUGGUUUAGUGGAGGAGGGACCUGAGGCCUGGAUUGACAUCCACACUGGACUGAGCGGGAGCGGAGUCGCUUUUGUGUAUCUGUUUGCUGAAGCUCUGGCAGAAGGAGCUGUUAAAAUGGGAAUGCCAAGUGCUCUGGCACACAGCAUCGCAUCUCAAACUGUUCUGGGUGCUGGGCGGUUGUUACGAGACUCUGGAAAGCAUCCAGCUCAGCUCCGCUCUGAGGUCUGCACCCCAGGUGGAACAACCAUCUACGGGCUUCACACCCUGGAACAGGGCGGUGUGAGGGCAUCGACCAUGAGCGCCGUGGAAUCUGCCACCGAGAGAGCCAGGGAGCUUGGCCGGAAGUCAGCAGCAGGAUGCAGGAAAUGACAGCUGCUUUUUGCCUUUUGAAUUACCACUCAUUGAACUUAACUGAAGCCUAACAACAAAUGGAACUUUUGGCUCAACCAGUUGCCAUAGAACACCAAGACAAACCUGUUUCCCCGAAUCGAAUGCAGUUCAUACUUUUUCUUUUUCAUGUCUUUGACCACAUCGAUUUGUCGUGAGCAAAAAUGAAAUAUUGGCUUAAUCUCGACAUUGACACUGACAAGUAAAUUAUUUGAUUAUAACCCUGUGAUUUAUUUGAGACACUGACUACAUGCACACCAAUAAUCCAAUCUUUUCUGAUUUAGGCAGCAAUGCAAGUAAGGUGUAACCCAAAUGUGAUUAUUCCCAUAGUUACAGAUGUUGUUGUACAAUAAGAUGCACAAUACUUCUAUUUUAGUCACAUUCAUUGGAGGCCGUAUUAACCUGUGAGCUUGAAUACAGAAAGACACUGACAUCAUAGUAAUAAAGAGGGGGACUUUAGCCAUCAAUCAAUCAGUCCAAGAGGCAGCUUUUAUAAACUUCAAGUUUGGAGUAAUGCCUUACAGCCAUGAUUGGGUCAUUAUGUGCAUGUAAUGCGUUGUUUCAGGUGUAAUUCAUCAUCUACUUGCUGGCUUUGUGUACAACACAAUGUUAAGAAAAAUAUUCAUGAUCUGCGAUGCCAAGCGUGUAGGCUGGGGUUUUCAUAAAGUGUCACUUGAGCCGGC